Colletotrichum tamarilloi is the source of this 393-nucleotide messenger RNA. RefSeq lists its product as uncharacterized. Bases 1 to 393 code for a protein of 130 amino acids. The transcript has a single exon. NCBI's taxonomy places the organism in Eukaryota, Fungi, Ascomycota, Sordariomycetes, Glomerellales, Glomerellaceae. The record is from RefSeq and is a predicted model, not a curated record.
AUGGUAUGCUACAGCCUACCACGACGGUACCAAUGCCAUCCCGCCAGUGCCAUAUGGCUUCAAGGUACUCCGUACUCCCUACCGAGCUGUUGCGCGUGGGGGUUGCACGCUGUCCCGGAGCCGGAGGCAGUUUGCACUCUUGCGGGUUACCUACUCUUCUCUGAACUUGGUGCAGUGGUAGGGAGGCGGGAACUCGGUCCAACCGCGCGUGGGGGGGCUCACCGUCCCCCAUCCCCUUUCGGACGGAAGAGUCGCCGGCCCGCGAGCCGCCGCUGGGCUUUUCCCCAUCGUGCAUUCCGUCUCUGCGCAUCUGACCGCCGCCUUCAGCCACGUUGUAUAGGUAGCCUAUGGGAAUACGUAGUUGUACUGCAAAUUGUCCAUCAAGCCAAGUGA